AUUCCAGGUAGUCGAGCGCGUGAUGGACAGGUCCUCCUUCAUGGCAGGAAACGGCUACGUCAUCCUGCCAUCUCGCCUCCAGCAAUACGAUUUCACAAGCGGCUACAUAGUCUCUUAUCAGAGCUUCGUUAUGGCCACGCCCUCGCUUGCUCCACGAUGGGAUAACCUGCUUUUCCCUCUGUCGUGGGAGGUGUGGGUGUCGGUCAUAGCAGCGUCCGUGGUGUUAGCCGGAGUACUGACGAUGCUUGGCCAGGCCGGACGCGCCACGUACCCCAGCCUCAGCCAGUCAGUGCUGGAGGUCUACAAGAUCCUUCUUGGCCAAGACUUCAGCCAAUGGCGUGCCAGAACGACCGCAAGUCGCAUAGUGAUCGCCGCGUGGUUGGUGGUUGCUCUGAUUGUGGGCGUGGCGUACAGGGGCAACUUGACGGCCUCCCUCACCUCGCCGGUGUAUCCUCCGAGGCCUGAGACAGCCGCGGCGUUGGUCAAAGCCGUGGAAAGGAUCAAUAUUCCGCCCUACGGUGCAGACUGGAAGAAGUUCUACUUGGCUUCCAACUCCGAGGUUUUUAACGCCAUCGGGAAGCUACUGUACGUUGGUCCGUCGAUGGAAGAAGGGCUUCGGUUGACAGCAGAAAAGAAUCACGCAGUCAUAGCCAAUCGCCAAUUUCUGGAUUACGUCAUAGCCCAGAAUUUCACGGACGCAACAGGCAAGGCGAGACUGUACGUGGCGCAGAGCAACUUGGAAACGGUUUUCUUGGGCUACCCAAUUCCUCAUGGCGCCCCCUACAAGCCCCUGCUGGACCGCAUUAUCCUCGCCUUUACUGAGAGCGGCCUGUUCCUCAAAUGGCACGGAGACCAAAUGGAUGAGGUGCGCGCGGCCAUCUUCAGUAAGCAGCGCCAGCAGGAGGGCCGCGCCAACGAAGCAGCUUCUGACGGCCAAGCCACAUCGCUGACUAUUGCGCACAUGCAAGGACCUUUCCUGUUUUUAACGUUUGGUUUAGUUACAGCCUUUUUGGUUUUCCUCGUUGAGCUGGUGUUCCGUUUUCUGUUGAAUGCAGAUCGUUAGUUUUUUGUUUUGUUUUUCAUGCGCACGUCAGGCUUGUUUUGUUUGUUUUUUUGUUAUUUUUUCUGUUUAUUCUAUUUAAUCACUUUGUCGAAAUAAGUCUUAAAUCGGUUCUUCUCGACUGUAGGAAGUUAACGGUAUAUAGGACAUGGUUAAGGUCAGAUGAUGCCCCAGGAUAUACCCAAUAAAGGCACUGUCUUGGCCCUGUGCUAUAUCCCAGACGUCAGAUGAUAUUGUAGGAUAUGUACAACCUAGAUCUGCUUUGGCCACAAGAGUGUGAUGACAUAAAUCACAAAUUUUAGAGUGCCCUUUUGGAAUAUCCCGUUUAGGUACUACAGUGAAAAUAGGCCUAUCCAUUAAUUUCCACACUUACAGCUGUGUCCUGUGGUACACCCUUUCCCAUGAAGGCCUAAACGCAUACGUAUCAUUUCUUCAAUCAUGUCGAGUAAUUUAAAAUUUCAAACAGUGCUACUGUUAAAGAAAAACGCGCGUUUCGCUGAAAGGACGGCGGUAAAACUUCCAUUUAGCGUCUUAGAUUAUCAAGAGCAAAUACGACUGUCUAGUUUGAUAAUAAGAUAAUCAAUGUUAUUUUAGAUUUGAUCUUUUCUAAUCAUGAAUUUCCCCGUCAAAGACCUUAUGUUGUUUCAGUAUUUUUUUCGACACAAAGCAGGUUCAGAAAACGCUCUAUAUACGACAUUAAACUGCCAGAUGAUAAGGGCUAUUUUUCUCUACAUAGCGCCUGUACAAUCGUCUGUAUGUGUGUGUGUGUGUGUGUGUGUGUGUGUGUGUGUGUGUGUGUGUGUGUGUG
Messenger RNA from Penaeus chinensis, 1868 nucleotides. Its product is annotated as glutamate receptor ionotropic, NMDA 3B-like. Gene Ontology annotation, cellular component: membrane. Lineage: Eukaryota; Metazoa; Arthropoda; Malacostraca; Decapoda; Penaeidae. The transcript has 5 exons. The record is from RefSeq and is a predicted model, not a curated record. The coding region runs from base 23 to 1063 and encodes 346 amino acids. Gene Ontology annotation, molecular function: ligand-gated monoatomic ion channel activity.